Molecule: messenger RNA, 1218 nt
Organism: Didymodactylos carnosus
Lineage: Eukaryota; Metazoa; Rotifera; Eurotatoria; Philodinida; Philodinidae
Source: the annotation of a GenBank genome assembly
AUGUCUAAGAUUGCGUUUUUCAUUCCGUAUCAUACUGGCUAUGCUCAUUCUAACCUUGUCGAAGCAUUUGCAAGUUACUCAAGCGAUGUCCAUGUGUUUAUUUACAAUUGGAAUCCACAAAAGAAAAUGAUUCAAGAUUAUUUUAGAACAACAAAUAAGAAUAUUUUUGUACACGACUUUAAUCUUGAUACACUAUUCACACAGGUAUCUCUAACAACAAUACCGGUGGUUAUUAUUUUAACAGCAUCAUUAAAUUACUUAUUUGGCAAAAUUCAACUAAAAAUUUUCAAUUUAAUAAAAAAUAAUGUUUCUUCUAUCAUCGACAUUUAUGCAGUGGGUCAUUGUAUGUUUGGUUGUCAGAGUUGUGCAUACGAACAUACACAUCGUUUACCGAUAACAUUUACAAAUUAUAUGUUAACAAAAAAUGAACGAAAGGAAGAUAGUGAUAAAUCCAAUCAGAUAUUGAUUUGUCCAAGUUAUUCAUUUGAACAAGCACAAACAAGUCUAUUAUCGAAUAAUGUUAUUGUAGAUUAUAUUAUUUCAUUUCAGUUUCCGUACACAAUUAAAUUUCAUCCAUUAACUUACGAUUGUUGGUAUGAUAAUAAUAAAGAACAUCCAUUUUUAUCACUUACUGAACUAGAAAAACAGAAUACUGAACGAUUAAUUCAAUCUUCAUCAGCUAAAAUUAUUCCAAUUAACGAAAAAAAUACUUUAAAAUUAAUUGAAUUAGCCGAUUUAAUUAUAUGUGAUUCAAAUUCAUCUAUACCAUUUGAAACAUUAUAUUUUCAAAACAAAUUUAUAUUUGUUUAUGAAACAUAUCAAUAUCCAAUUUCAAAUAAUAAUGAUAAAAAUUUUCAAACAUAUUUUCAUGUUUUCCAUCAUAGAUAUGAAUUAGAAACAUUAAUUGAACAAUAUUUGAAUAAAACAUUAGAAUGUAAAACAAUGAAUAGUAGAGAAUAUUUUUUGAGUAAAUAUGAUACACCUGACGGAAAUGAAAUUGAAAAGUUGGCUAGAAUACGAAAAUGGGAUACUGUUAAUCCGAAGACAAAUGAUACUAAUAUUUCCGUUGAUGAUAUUAAAUUACAAUUAAAAGGGCAAUUUGACUCAACACCAACGGGCAUGUACGCAUUAGGAGAAUAUACGCUAGCCGAAGUUCUCCAUAGCUUUACAAUUGAUGAUGAAUUUAAAUCAUUACUACAAAAUUCUGAACAGCUAUAA